This is a messenger RNA of Solea senegalensis (Senegalese sole), 4875 nucleotides long. RefSeq names its product C-terminal-binding protein 1. Gene Ontology annotation, molecular function: NAD binding; oxidoreductase activity, acting on the CH-OH group of donors, NAD or NADP as acceptor; transcription corepressor activity. NCBI's taxonomy places the organism in Eukaryota, Metazoa, Chordata, Actinopteri, Pleuronectiformes, Soleidae. The transcript has 11 exons. Bases 201 to 1532 code for a protein of 443 amino acids. The record is from RefSeq and is a predicted model, not a curated record.
ACGAGAGCGAGGGUGAGGGAGAGAGAGAGAAAAGAGGGGGAGCACAUGUGUAUGCUUGUCACUGAGGGGCUGGGAGAAGGACUAAGGGAAGCGAGGUAGCUGGCCACAGCCGCCAUAUGCUGACUGGAUUCCUGUUCAUGUCUGCUGUGUGAAGACUGUAGGUUAGUGUUGUGUGUGCUGGCCGGGCUGGGGAACACACCAUGGGAAGCUCACAUCUCCUCAACAAAGGCAUGCCUCUAGGCAUCAGGCCACCCAUCAUGAACGGACCCAUGCACCCGCGCCCCCUGGUGGCGCUGCUGGACGGGCGCGACUGCACUGUGGAGAUGCCUAUCCUCAAAGACGUAGCGACCGUGGCCUUCUGUGACGCUCAGUCCACACAGGAGAUCCACGAGAAGGUGUUGAAUGAGGCUGUAGGAGCGUUGAUGUACCACACCAUCACUCUGAUGAAAGAAGACCUGGAGAAGUUCAAAGCUCUUCGUAUAAUCGUGCGCAUCGGGAGCGGCUACGACAACAUUGACAUCAAAUCAGCAGGGGAACUUGGCAUCGCUGUAUGUAAUAUGCCAGCAGCUUCAGUGGAGGAGACAGCGGACUCCACUCUGUGCCACAUCCUCACCUUGUACCGACGCACCACGUGGCUGCAUCAGGCUCUGAGGGAAGGCACACGGGUUCAGAGUGUGGAGCAGAUACGUGAGGUGGCGUCGGGGGCAGCAAGGAUCAGAGGAGAGACGCUGGGACUCAUAGGACUUGGUCGAGUGGGGCAGGCUGUGGCUCUGCGAGCCAAAGCCUUUGGCUUUAAUGUGAUUUUCUAUGACCCUUAUUUGGCUGACGGAGUAGAAAGAUCCCUAGGACUUCAGAGGGUCACCACACUACAGGACCUGCUUUUCCACUCUGACUGCGUCUCUCUACACUGCAGCCUGAACGAACACAACCACCACCUGAUCAACGACUUCACCAUCAAACAGAUGCGUCAGGGGGCAUUCCUGGUAAACACAGCCAGGGGAGGUUUGGUGGAUGAGAAGGCUCUGGCUCAGGCUCUGAAGGAGGGAAGGAUACGUGGAGCCGCUCUGGAUGUGCAUGAGACAGAACCCUUCAGUUUCAGUCAGGGCGCACUGAAGGAUGCCCCCAAUCUGAUCUGCACUCCUCACGCUGCCUGGUACAGUGAACAGGCUUCACUGGAAAUGAGAGAGGAGGCAGCCAGGGAGAUUCGAAGGGCUAUUACAGGUCGUAUUCCAGACAGUCUGAAGAACUGUGUGAACAAAGAGUUUCUAUCCCAGAACAACCACUGGACAGGAGUUGACCCAUCGUCUGUCCAUCCAGAGCUAAACGGGGCUUAUAGGUAUCCCGCAGGAGUUGUGAGCUUGCCAGCCGGCGGCCUCCCACCUCCAGUUGAAGGCAUUGUGCCCAGCGCUGUGCCCAUCACACAUACCCUCCCGCCUGCUAUCACACACCCUCCUCAUGCCCCGUCUCCUGGACAAAACACAGUAAAGCCACCAGAGGGGGACAGAGAGCAGCAUCCGAACGACCAACUGUAGCCACACACACACACAUAAAAGCUUAUCCAUGUUGUCUGGUAACUGGAGGAGGUCGACAUGGCAACCGGUGACAAAGCAGUGAGUUCCCUAGUGACAACUUAUCAGAUUUACAGAUUGUCAGAUCGACAGGUUGAGGUCCCAAAAAAACAGCCCAUUCACCACUCGACAAAGAGGAAGAAGAUGAAGAUGAUGUUAAAGAGGAUGAGGAGCGGACAGCUGUCAAAUGCUGUAACUCAAGCACAAGACAGUUGUCCUCUGCUCUGCCCAGAAGUCCCAAGAAAGACUGUAAAACUCAAGGUCCACAGUUUGAUCUUCACACAACAACUUGACUAGAUUUUUAAGUAUUUUCCUCUGCCAGAAGUAAAAAACAACAACAACAAAACAACACAUAUUUCUUGAUUUGGAAAUAUUUAAAAAAAGAAAUCAAAUUCUGCUGUCUUAGACUGUAGUGUGUCCAAAGUUAGAAGAGAGCCGUUCAUGUCUUUCUCUCCCUUUCUGUGUGUCUUUCUCUUAGUUUGAUGUACAAACAAGUAGUAGGUUAUGAAAUGAAUGUAACCUGUCGGUGUACAGUUUUUAGACUUGCAGCAAGAAGUUACUGACAUUUGUAUCCCAGUCUUACACAAAAACAAGAGUUAUGGGAUCACUCUAUGUAGCCAAACUGGUAUGAGAACUGAAACAUGUUUUGUUUUUUGUUUGUUUUUUUUUGUCCCCAAAUUAACCAGCUCAUCCAUCCCUCCAAAAAAAAAGAGGCAGCUUUUUGCACACCAUCUCAGGAAAUUAAGUUUCCACGGUUGGUUUUCCCCCCUCCAUAUUCUUUCACCUUUUUGUUUGUGCUAUGAACCUCAUGCUUUUGUUUUUUUACCUGCUUGCCUUUUGCGUUCCACUACAUUAGAAAGAGAACUUAAGUUCAUCUAAUGUCGGCUUUUGUUUGUCAUGUUUAAAGGAGCAUGUGAUUUUGCUCUUGGACAUUAUGUAAAUGUUUCUCCCAAAUUGAAGGGGUUGUGGGAGGAAAGGCUGCAGGCAGGUGGCAAAAUGGUAUGCUUGGCUUGAGCGACUUCAUUACCAGUCACAAUUUCUAAAUUGCAAAACAGACUGGAUGUGUUAAUUACUGUGUAUGACAAAGCCGCUUGUCCAUGAGGUGAUUCUUCUAAAAUUGUAGUUAUCUUUGUCUUGUUCUUGUGCGAUGAUCCAGUACUUCCACAAUCACACAGUAACCGUUCGACACAGCGAGGUUUACAAAUGACGCACAGCACUGAUGGAUCGGUGUUUUGCUUCUUGCUGCUAAAUAAGUAUUUCACAAAAGUCGUCUAGCUCUGGAUAAAUCAUUCACAUCCUCUUGAAGACAGUUAAUGCAAGUGGAAAGAUGAGGAACAGUUGUGUGCUUGAUGUUUGGUCAAAACAAUUUUUGUUUUUAUAUUUUUGAUUUUCUCCAAUAUCAUCUUUUUUUAAGAAUAAUUUGAAAAAAAAAAAGAUUCCUGGUGUGUCAUUUUAAAGAGCUCUCUAAAAGAGAAACAAUCUACUUGUGCAAACAAAAAACUAUGGUUUUACAAAACCGCGAGUGACAUCAUGGCUACACAAGAAAAGAUAUUUAAUGAUAGCAUGUCAGAAUGUAUGAAUUGUUCCAGUAGAAUCCCUUUAACAUUUCACGAUGGCUCCUUCCUGAGUAUACCGUUUAGCCACCCUCUGUGGCUUCUGUCUAUGUGUACAUAUGGUGUUCUGCCUGCCUGUGUCAAUGUGACUUGGUUGUAUCUGUGUCUAAAGAAAAAAAAAAAAACAGCACUGGGAGGAGGGGUGGUGACUAGCACUCAACAUUACAAAUACUGCCAUCCAAAUACAUAAGUUAAAAAAGAAUAACUCUCUGACUUAAAGGUCCAGUGGUGUAAGAAUUAGAGGCAUUGAACGGUGGCGACUUCAGAUUGGAACAAAUGAAGGACUCCUUUGCUCAUGCCCACUUUCCCAAGCGUGUGAGGGAACUACAGUGGCCUUUGCACAACAGAAAGGAUGUCACCCUUCUUCCUUAGCAUAGUAAGCUCCUGCUUUAAAAUGAGAAAGGCACACUUGUCUGUGGCACCCUUUACACCUGGCAUUAGAAUUCUCCCCUUACGUCACCUCCCUCCAUUCUUCUGCAAAGAUUUCCAGCAGCAGACUACAGCGUCACGUCCUAUGUGCUGCCAUAUCAACAAAUGCAUGUGAAGUCGCUCUAUUGCAUAGACUUCUCUUUGCUUUUCAAAGCGGGGGAAGAAGUUGUGGAAAGACGACAAAAGCAGAGGAGACUGCACAGUUUUGUCGUCAUUUUCACAUUAGCUGUGGUUGGAGCUACCAACGUAUUUCCACUCACAUAGUGGAGAUGCAUCAGAGACUCGUUGCAUUUACACUUCUGUUCAAUGUGGACACAAUUUUUACUGCCAGGUGUAAUGGUGGCCUCCUUAAUGCAAGGCAAUUGCUUAAAGUGCAUAAAAUAAAGAUACAAAAGCAUGAUUACACACUUACACAAACAUACUUAUGGCUAGUAUGUUCAAUCUUUUGCCAUUAAAUCCUCCCAAAUGUCCUCACUGGAACUUUAAGAUAGCGAAUUGAGCCAAACUUUUUACUGGUCACAUUCCCACAAUGCGACAACCAAACAAAACUGUUAAGUCAGGGGUAAAACACCUGACGGUCUCUCCCUCAUGAUGAAUAUUUAUUACCGAUUCCAGCUCCUGUGUUGUUGGUGUUAGCGGGCCCAGCUGAGUGACGGUGCUUUCUCAACCCCCUUCUACCAGCAGCUGAGUAGUUAAAACAGUCAACUGUUGCCUACCUGGUCGUCUUCAUGGUGAGGUAGUCAGUGUAGCAAUCAGGGAUGGAAAUUUCACAAGGCCAAGCUAGUGUCAGCCAGAUACCAAACAGGGGAUUUUGUCCAGAACCUCCAAAACACUGAAAGGAAUGUGCAAAUAUUUUGGACGUUAUGCUUCAUCUUUCCUCACCAGAUGCCUGUCAUUGUGUGGAGGAGAAACUCUUCAGUUGUAUUUCAGUCUAAUAUAAACUCAAAGCAUUCCUUACUCAAACCAAUGAGUGCCACAAUCAACAACAGCACACUGUUUGUUUUUUUUGUUUUUUUGUUUGAUUGUUUUCAAGCGACAAAGUGCUCUUUGAAAUUCCAUCCCUGAUAGUGACAAACAGUCCACUGUUGCCUACCUUGGUCCCUUUUAUGGUAUAGUAGGCGUAGCAAUAUACAGUAUACAUAUUCUAUAUUCUACAGUAAAUAUCAUUAUUUUUGGUCAAAACUGACAACCUGACAAAGAUAUGUUUGUGACUGUAUGCAUUUGUAUGAAUUAUUUUAAAAGGAAAUAAACUGUGGAAAGGUGAA